Messenger RNA from Linum trigynum, 1453 nucleotides. NCBI's taxonomy places the organism in Eukaryota, Viridiplantae, Streptophyta, Magnoliopsida, Malpighiales, Linaceae. The record is from the annotation of a GenBank genome assembly.
CUUCCAUUUUUGUCAUCUUUUGACCAAAACCAGAAGGAGAGUGGGGGAAAGUUGCUCACGGGAUCAAACCGCUAGUCAACGGCUCCCCUGCAAAAUGGGUUCAGUUUCAAUGGCAACACCAGUCCAGGAACUGGCCACCGACGGGCAGGAUCCAUCUGAAAGGUACAAUUACGGAGGGAGCGGCGGUGGAGCUCUGAACGCCUCAGUUCCACUGGUGGAGAUUCCAGUCGUCGACGUUGGUCGCCUGAUUUCUUCGCCUUCAGCUGCAAAUCACGAGCUCCAGAAACUGAGCUUGGCUCUCAGUUCUUGGGGCUGCUUUCAGGUAGUGAACCAUGGAAUGACAAAUUCAUUCGUGGGCAGAGUCCAUGAAAUCUCCAAGCAGUUCUUUGAUCUUCCAAAGGAAGAAAAGCACAGAUACACCAGAGAACCUGAUAGCAUUGAAGGGUAUGGCACUGAUAUGAUAGUUGCAGAGAAUCAAACACUUGAUUGGAUUGACAGAUUGUACCUCACCUUGAACCCUCCAAACCAGGUCCAGCUCAAGUUCUGGCCAGAAAAGCCCGAGACUUUCAGGGAAACACUGCAGGAGUAUGGGGUGAAGCUGGAAGAGCUAAACCAGAUUCUGCUUAAAGCCAUGGCGAAAUCACUUGAAUUGGAGGAGAACUGCUUUCUGGACCAGUAUGGAGAAGGUGCAUUGAUGACAGCAAGGUUCAAUCUCUACCCACCAUGUCCUAGGCCGGAUCAAAUCAUCGGAGUGAAACCACACGCAGAUGCAUCAGCUCUCACGUUCCUUCUGCCGGAUAAAGAAGUGGGAGGUCUGCAGUUCCUGAAGGACAAUGAAUGGUUCACAGUCCCCAUCAUACCACAUGCUCUUCUGGUUAAUGUUGGUGAUCAAGCAGAGAUCAUGAGCAACGGAGUGUUCAAGAGUCCGGUGCACAGAGUGGUGACGAAUUCGGAGAAGGAAAGGCACAGCCUAGCAGUGUUCUGCAUCCCUUCUGCAGGGCAUGAGAUCAAACCAGCUGAAGGAUUGAUCAGCGAGACCCGGCCAGCUCUGUACAGGAAGGUUAAGGAUUAUGUUAGUAUCUACUUCGAGUACUACCAGCGAGGGAGGAGGCCGAUCGAGGCAGCCAUGCUUUGAUCCUCCUUAUUCUCUUUCAGUUUGUUGCAAUCUCAGACCAUUCCUACACUAAACUGACAAUGCUCUUCAAUUAGUUGCUUGUUACUUUUCUUCUUACACAAAUGUGAGAUCACUAACAAAUUCAUCACUGAAAUUCAAAAUGUUCGACGUAAACAUUUACGUUUCGUUUCGACAUCAUAUGAAAGAUAAAUCGAAAGUGUACCUUAGACGCAGCCAUAUUUUGCAACGGUACCAUUGGAGCAUGAAAUACUUCCAUAGUUCUUAGGCUGAGAUAAAGGAUCACGUAACAGUUGUGAUUAACAAACCUAAGUAGUUGCG